Messenger RNA from Acanthosepion pharaonis, 1665 nucleotides. The record is from the annotation of a GenBank genome assembly. Lineage: Eukaryota; Metazoa; Mollusca; Cephalopoda; Sepiida; Sepiidae.
AUGACAGUCUCCAACUCAUGCACGCCUCGUAAUGAAUCGGUGAAAGUCGUUAUAAUUCGUGUCUCUUUCUCUCUCUCUCUCUCUCUCUCUCUCUCUCUCUUGUUUUCCAUAUUACUCUCUCGCUCUCUCUCUCUUGCUUUUCAUAUCUCUCUGGCUCUUGUUUUCAGUGUCUCUUUCUCUCUCUCUCUUGUUUUCCAUAUUACUCUCUCUCUCUUUCUCUCUCUCUUGUUUUCCAUAUUACUCUCUCUCUCUCUCUUUCUCUCUCUCUCUCUCUCUUGUUUUCCAUAUUACUCUCUCUCUCUCUCUUGCUUUUCAUAUAUCUCUCGCUCUUGUUUUCAGUGUCUCUCUCUCUCUUGUUUUCCAUAUUACUCUCUCUCUCUCUCUCUUUCUCUCUCUCUCUUGUUUUCCAUAUUACACUCUCUCUAUUUCUCUUUCUCUCUCUCUCCUCUCUUGUUUUUCAUAUUACUCUCUCUCUCUCUCUCUUGCUUUUCAUAUCUCUCUCGCUCUUGUUUUCAGUGUCUCCUUCUCUCUCUCUCUUGUUUUCCAUAUUACUCUCUCUCUUUCUCUCUCUCUCUCUCUUGUUUUCCAUAUCUCUCUCGCUCUUGUUUUCCUUCUCUCCUUUUCGACGCUUUUUGUUCGUUUGAAUUCCUUGUUGCAUCUUUUUUGAAUUUUAUUUCUUACACUCUCUUAAAAUUCUUUUUUUAUUAUUCUUUUCUCAAAAUCAUUUUCUUUUCCUUUCUUCACUUCCUUUUAUCGACAAUUCUCUCACUCUCAUUCAUUCUCAUUAUAUCUAUUUAUCUUCUCUCUUUCUCUACUUCUCUCUUUCUCUUUCACUUCGUCUUAUAUUUUUCUACUUUUCUUUUUGUUCUCUUUAUCACUAUUUCUCUCAUUUUUAUUCUUUUCUUUUUCUUCGACAUUUCUUUCUUUGUUAUAAUUUUCUUUUACUUUUGUCAUUUUAUUUUUUGUUCUUUUUUCAUUUUUUAUUUAUUUUUUCAUCACUUUCCUUUCUAUUUUCCUUCCGUUUUCUUCUUUCUAUCUUUCAUUCUUUUUCUCGUCUUUUUUUCUUUUUCUCGUUUUAACGCCUUUUUCUUUUCGUUUCUUGUUGUUUUCGCAUUUUUUAUGUUCCCUCUCUCCUCCUUUAUCUUCAUACUUUUUCCAUUCUCUCCUUCCGUUUAUGUUCACUUUUCCUCUUCGUCCUUCUUCGUUAUUUUCUUUCUUAAUUUUUCCUAUCUGCAAUUUGUUUUAUUUUUUUUACUCUUAUUUUUUUCUUCCAUUUUCUUUUACUUUCUUUCUUCUUUUUUACCCUUUUUUUCUCGCUUCUUUCUUUUGUCUUUCUUCACUCCUUUUCUUUUCAUCCUGUCUUUUUCGUCACUUCCAAUUUUCAAUUUCCUCUUAAAACAAACUUCUUCAGUAAACGUAUUUUUCUUCUUAAACAGCACGCCCCUUAUUGUCAACCAUCUUGGAGAAACUAAAUCUUUCAAGCCCGUCAAUCUCACUUCGGAUUCACUUAAUAUCAUUCUGCCUUAUUCUUCCUACCAAGCCAUUCUCCCUCCGCUAUUGUCUUUCUUUAAGCCAUCAGAAUUAAGAGCCACAAGAGAAAACUUAUUUGAAAUCAAUCUCUCUCUCUCUCUCUCUCUCUCUCUCUCUCUCUCUCUCUCUCUCUAA